AUGCGCUUAGCUCGAGUCAAGUCGGAAGAGGAGGAGGAUUCGAAACUUCACAUUGUGUCCGAGGAUGAUGAUGAUGAUGACGACGAAGAGUCGUCGUCUGAAGAUGACAGCGAUAGUGAGGAAGAAGAGGUACAGAACGACAGAGGAAACGAUACUGAUACUGCAAAUACCAGUAUCACACGUCCAGAUGAGGGCACAGCACCAGUAACAGCACCGGCACCAGCAACAGAAGGAGAAAAAGAAGCAGCAGCAAUAACCGCAGAUCCCUUGGAUCCGGUAUGCAUGUUCGGUCAGAGCACCAUCCCAGAGAACAUCCAGAGCACCUUGGACGAGUGGCACAAACAACACCCAAGAACAGUACCACCAUGCUCAUAUCGGAGCGGAAUCCCGAAACAAGCAUGGAAAGUCUUCGAUCAAAAUGGCAACGAGCUACCCUUUUCAUUGUUUAUGAUCAAGAGGCCUAUUCCGUAUAAGAUCACCUUCAUUUCCAAUGAAGACGGUUCGGGAAAGCUGGUUUCUUGUCGGCCAUAUUCUCCUUUUCAGAUAUUUCUUACUGGUUGGAAUGGACUGGCGGGCUAUGACGAGGAAGCUUGUGCUGUGAGGUUGUUUGCUAGGAAUCUGGAGGAUAUCGUUUUUACGCCAGGGUGUUUUGAUAAGGCCCGCAGGACCAAACCGGAAGCUGUAACGACAAGUGCUGCGGCUAACGGCACGUCCACGGAGAAGGAUACAACUAAAUCUCAUAAACGGGGAAGACAACGCGACGGCCGAACGAGCGAUGGCAGCACUACCCGCUCAGUCCAACAAAAAAAGCCCGAAAACAACCCCAUUUCUGACCCCGCCUCUGAAAACCCUUCCUCGAACGAAUCAUCACAAUCAGAAUGCGAAGACAUCCCAGCACGCCCGACAAAAAGAUCCAGAAACAGCACUUCAGACGCAGCUUUACCACAUCCCGCGGCCCCACCCAAAACUACAUCGCCAAACACUAAAGAGGUAGCAUUCAAGCUCGUAUCCGAACUCUCAGACGCAACACGCUGCUUUCCAAUAACCGAGUGCAAAUCCAGCCGUGAUCUUUUCGCGAAAGCACGCAAGUUUUUUCGACUACUGGACGAGAAAUUAGAUGUCAACGUGCUCUCUUGCCGUAUACCGUCUAAACACGAACGGAGAUAUCUGUUCGAGGGAAGCCAGGGCGAAUUCAAUCUGCUUAUUCAUGACGUGAGGAACUUACAGGGUGUUGGUGCGAAGACGCUGAUUAUUGAGGUUAAGUGUAUGGAGUGA
Messenger RNA from Aspergillus ruber CBS 135680, 1275 nucleotides. RefSeq lists its product as uncharacterized. Lineage: Eukaryota; Fungi; Ascomycota; Eurotiomycetes; Eurotiales; Aspergillaceae. The transcript has 2 exons. Bases 1 to 1275 code for a protein of 424 amino acids. The record is from RefSeq and is a predicted model, not a curated record.